Exophiala bonariae is the source of this 843-nucleotide messenger RNA. RefSeq lists its product as uncharacterized. NCBI's taxonomy places the organism in Eukaryota, Fungi, Ascomycota, Eurotiomycetes, Chaetothyriales, Herpotrichiellaceae. The transcript has 2 exons. The record is from RefSeq and is a predicted model, not a curated record. Bases 1 to 843 code for a protein of 280 amino acids.
AUGGAAGAAGAUCAGCGCCUCAGGCUGGCGCCUAUGCAUCAGCUGUCUGAAGCACUAUGUGACGACGACGACUGGACUGGAAUGAAAGAUCCUGCAGAGAGACGGAAGCGCCAAGUUCGAUUGAGUCUCAGGGCAUAUCGUAAGCGGAAAGCAGCACGCAUGAACCCACGGCUAUCAACACUGGUGAUGAUAAUGGAUCCUGACAGCCAGUCUCGGCAGCAGGUCGACCCUGUUGCUCGUUCCAAAGUAUACCAACAAAUGGUUGUCUCGUUGCCUCACCUAUUCAUCCCCGCUGCAGUCGAUCAUAAAGGCACUUUCAUACCCAUGAGAAGCCUCUACCCGAUAUCACGGGAUCACCUCAUGCCUUUGAUUGAGUACAAUGUAUGGCGAGCGACCCUCACCAAUGUCCUCAUCUUGGGCCACAUACAUCUCAUAGGCCAGCAGACUUGCAGUUUUGGCCACGAUGCCACUAUCUUUCCCAACCUGUACCGGAGCAAUAGCUUACCAAAAUCCCUGGAACCGACAACGCUUCAACGCACUCAUCGGCACCCUGAUUGGAUCGACAUCCUCCCGUCUCCCAAAAUGCGCGACAACGCUAUGAGGACUUAUCAUCUUAUACCAAGGGAUGAGUUGUGCGCUGAUGUGAUGGGUCGUAUGUCCGGUGGGCAGUAUAACACAGAUUCGGCGAUCAUGGUAUGGUCGAAUCCAUGGGAACCGGACGGGUGGGAACUCAGUGAGGCCUUCAUUCGAAAGUGGUGGAUGCUGGUCAAGGAUUGCGAUGAUAUCCUCGACGCGACCAAUAAAUGGCGUGCACUGCGAGGAGAUGAUCCUUUGACGUUUUGA